AUGGUGCUGGACAAAGGCCGAAUCAUAGAGUUCGAUUCACCUCAGGCACUGCUGGCGGACCCCGAUUCCGCCUUUUCGAAAAUGGUGCAAGAAUCGGAAUUCGGGUCAAAAAAGACGAAUUAA
This is a messenger RNA of Cooperia oncophora, 123 nucleotides long. The record is from the annotation of a GenBank genome assembly. Lineage: Eukaryota; Metazoa; Nematoda; Chromadorea; Rhabditida; Trichostrongylidae.